Molecule: messenger RNA, 1859 nt
Organism: Carassius auratus (goldfish)
Lineage: Eukaryota; Metazoa; Chordata; Actinopteri; Cypriniformes; Cyprinidae
Product: transmembrane protein 255A-like
Exons: 9
Coding region: 131-1366 (411 amino acids)
Source: RefSeq, a predicted model, not a curated record
GAAUGCCACGGCAGGAAAGGAGUUUCAAUUCAUUAACUCCGGGGAAAGGCAUCUUUGUCUUAGUGACUAGGUUCUUUGUUUUUGAUUUGAAGUCACAACUGCAGCUAAUGCUGCAUAACCUGACGUUACAAUGCCAGCGGGGCUGAAUGCGCAAGGCAGCGGUAUACCAGUCUCAGAUGCGAUGGGAUCAUUUAAGAGGAGGAAAAGGAAGUCCAUCAUAGUAACAGUGAUGCUCCUUAUCGUCUCCAUACUCAUCCUGGUCUUUGGUCUGGCCGCUACUACCAGGACGCAGAACAUCACUGUCGGUGGCUACUAUCCAGGAGUCAUUCUCGGCUUCGGGUCCUUUCUGGGAAUCAUUGGCGCCCAUUUGAUAGAGAAUAAGAGGCAGAUGCUGGUGGCCUCCAUUGUCUUCAUCAGCUUCGGUGUGGUGGCAGCCUUCUGUUGUGCUAUAGUGGAUGGUAUUUUUGCUGCAAGACAUAUAGACCUCAGACCACUAUAUGCUGGCCGAUGUGUAUAUUACUCCAGCAGGACCGCGUUUGAUUCAGAUGUCCACUGUCAAACUGCAUCUCGGGUCUCCUGUAACCUGCGCGUGAAGAGCAACACCUGCUACUGCUGUGACCUUUACAACUGUGGCAAGUAUGUGUGUGAGCGAGUCCCAUUUGGAUACAUCCGUCCUAGGAUACCCUCUGCAAACAGGCAAUCUGAGAGAGAAAAAAACAACAACUAUGCUAUCUUUGUUUUACCCUGGUUAAGUUCUGGUUUAUAUUUGCCUGUAUGCUGUGUGCUUCUAUCCCUGAAAUUCAGCUCUGUUCGAAAGAACGUUUGUGUUUAUUUAUGUUUCAGAGAGCAUCCUCUUAUGGGACUACAGAAUAAAGAUGUUUUGAAAAAAUUUAGGAAAUCCUCCAUGAUUUGGAAUCGAGUGGAACUGCGAGGAGGUUACCAUGAGUACACAGAGGUGCGGAGCUGCCAGGACGUUGUGCAUCUUUACCACCUGCUGUGGUCUGCUACUGUCCUCAACAUCGUUGCUCUGUUUCUGGGCAUCAUCACCGCCGCGGUGCUGGGGGGCUUCAAGGACAUGAUGCCUUCAGCAGCACCAGAUUCCUGCGAGCCAGAACCGCUCCCUAUUCCUCCGCCUCAAGAGACUCCUCGACCCACAACAUCUAACAACGCUUUUUACAACACUGCCCCCUGCUUACCUCCAUACACUGCCUAUGACCUCCAGGGUGCCAGCAUGUUUCCUGACUCUUCAGGCCUGUCUGAUGACUCCCAGUCUGGAGCCAGUCUCAUGUGGCCAAACAUGGUCCCACCACGUUAUUCUCCUCCUUAUUACCCACCUGAUGAGAAGCCCCCGCCAUACAGCCCCUAAGGAACCAGUCUGAGGAAGACAUUUUCCUGUCAAGAGAGAAUUGGCUUUUGGCAUUUUUGUAUAUUAGUGUACCACAUCAGUGAACAAUUGUCGUUCUGAAUGAACAACCUUUGCAGAGAAGAGACUACAGCAUUACCCACAGUCAUUGAUCACCAUUCAGCAGAUGUAAUAUGCAAAAUCAAACCUCGACAGGAUUCUCUCAAGUCAAACCCGAUGUGUAAAAUAUUCACAUUAUGUCAGCUCAAUCCAAGAGGACUAUCCCUAAUAACAACUAACCUGACUGUGAGAUCAAGACUGGUCACAGAAAAGCCUUAAAAUGUGUGUCCGCUUCCAGUUCAGCUCCACCUGGCUCGCAUCCUCUUCCUGUUACAGGUCUCCCACUUGAGAUUCCUCUGCAUAAAUCCUCUGUAUAAUGUGAACUUCUUCCUUCCAAAGUCGCCUCUGCUCUCUCUGCAUGAGGAUGAGUCUCUUAUCUACCAAUUGAUUUGCACUU